Molecule: messenger RNA, 1281 nt
Organism: Pundamilia nyererei
Lineage: Eukaryota; Metazoa; Chordata; Actinopteri; Cichliformes; Cichlidae
Product: protein SSUH2 homolog
Exons: 13
Coding region: 171-1217 (348 amino acids)
Source: RefSeq, a predicted model, not a curated record
GGGCUUCAUUUCCUUUCUGUCACAGAGGAGACACAGAAGAAAAUAGAGCCGCUAUUUUUCUCUCUGACCCAAUAUCAAAGUUUCAGGUUGCGCGGCGGAGUUAAAUCAACGGAUCCUGUGUGGUUACCAUAAAACCGAGCUGGUCUACUGAGUGGUUGAUCUGCAGCAGAAUGAACAGCGCAGCUGCAUAUACCCCUCUCAUGCCCACCUCAGCCAACACUUUCAGCAAUGCCCCAUUUUAUGAAGGCAAUGUGUCGGCAGGAGCUAUGUACCCACCUGUCAUGGCACCCCAAGCCAACAUGUUUGGCAAUGUCCCAGGCUAUGAAGGCACUGUGCCAGGAGGAGGAGGUUUCCUGCCUCCUCCCAUGCCCAUGGAGCCAGUAGCUCCACCCCAACCCGCCCCUGAAAAUCCUGAAUGGAGCAUCCCCUCUCUGUCUGAAAAUGCAGCUCGCGAGGCUUUAAAGGAAUUUGUGUCGUCUCAUUGCUGCUACGGUGACGCACCAGUCACUCAGGGAGUCAUCACCUCCAUGGAGCCAUUCAACACAUUUAGGUACCGUCUGGAGACAUUCACUGAGUCCAGGUCAACUGACUGGGCCCACAAACCACAUGAAGGUGAGCCUGCUGACUUUUACGCCCAGCCCGCUCCACGACCAUGGGAGGUCCAGGCCACACCCCCCAAACUUUUCAGUGACCACACAGAGAAGAUCCGGGUGCCCUACACGUCCUCCGUCAAGCAAUGCCACACGUGCAAUGCAGCAGGUACUGAGCAAUGCAAGGAGUGCAGUGGAAGUGGAAAAAAAACUUGCCCGAUGUGUAAUGGUGCGGCAAAGUCCGAUCCAGCCUGCACUCACUGUAAUGGCACAGGCAAAGACAGGUGUACAAAGUGUAAUGGUAGUGGGAAAAAGCAAUGUGAAACCUGUAAAGGAAAACGUCAACUGCUGACCUACAUUGAGCUGAAAGUGGAAUGGGUCUACCCACUGCUUGGCUUUCCAAACCCAGCAGUCUCUCAGGCCUCUGAGCGUCUGAUCAAAGAACAUCAAACUAAGUAUGGCAAAACCUCCAGGAUUCUGCAGCAGAGGCAGACGGUCGAGCUGAUCCCCAUCACUCAGGUGAACUACAAGUGGAAAGACAAGAGCUACGUCUACUACGUGUACGGCAACGAGCGCAAAGUCAGUGCUGAUGACUACCCAGAGACCUGCUGCUGCGUCAUCCUGUAGACCACAGGUGUCUGGUGUCCUGCAAGUUUUAGUGAGUCCUUGAUCCAACACAGCUGAUUUAAAG